Molecule: messenger RNA, 321 nt
Organism: Diaporthe amygdali
Lineage: Eukaryota; Fungi; Ascomycota; Sordariomycetes; Diaporthales; Diaporthaceae
Product: microsomal signal peptidase 12kda subunit
Exons: 3
Coding region: 1-321 (106 amino acids)
Biological process (GO): protein targeting to ER
Cellular component (GO): endoplasmic reticulum membrane; signal peptidase complex
Source: RefSeq, a predicted model, not a curated record
AUGGCGGAACAGAUCCUCGACCAGGUUCGCGACGUGGCCGAGGGGCAGAUCGAUUUCGAGGGCCAAAAGCUCGUCGAGAUGCUGUCGACCGUACUCUUAAGCAUAGUUGGAGUUAUCUCGUUCCUCGUCGGAUACUUCCUACAAGACAUCAAGCUCGCCGUCUACAUCGCUCUUGGGGGCACCGCGCUCACGUUCCUCGCGAUUAUCCCUCCCUGGCCCUUCUACAACAAAAACCCCGUCAAGUGGCUUCCGAUCGGUGGAGGAGCAGCAGCAAUUUCAGUUCCACGGGAUCUUGUCAUAGAUGAGAAGGCUGUUCGAUGA